AAUUCUUCAAGUACUCUUCGGUAUUUCAGAAAGUUUGGUCGAAUAUAUUUCAGAUAGAUUCUUCUAAAGAUGAUGUAGGUGGGAUGCUUCUCUUCUGUAUGCUUUUCCUAGGUGUUUAAUGCCUCUGGGCAAUAUUGUGAAGGCAAUUUUUGUUUUCUGCCCAUACACAGACUCUAAACUUAUUUUUCCUCCUAAAACUUCAAAGUAUUUCCUAUUGAUAGUCAGCCCAAGGCCAAUUCCGUUUGGGUUAGAAGUUUUCCUGCUUUCAAUAACUCCAAAGAGCUAGAAUAGGCAGCUUUGGUAUUUUUAAUCCCUACUUCAGUGUCUAAAACUCUGAACUCGAUAUAGGUUUCACCAGUAUAGGUCUUACUCAAGACAGCUUUUACUGAAUUUGCUCCCUCAAAUGUGAAUUUGAGGAAGUUAGACAUUAGGUUCAGCAAUAUCUGUCUGACUCUGUUCCGAUCAGUCUUGAUUUCAUAUUGUUUGAGGUUCUCUUCUCAUCACAGCUCCAACUCGACAUUUUGCUUUUACACUGUACAAUGAACAAGAAGUGUAGUUAAAUUUAAAUUGGAUCAGAAACAGGCUAAUUACAUUUGCAAACCCUCAGUUACAUUUCCUCUUAAUUUUAUUCAGAAAAAUAACUUCCUCUUACUGGUUUCCACAAUUAAUAUUUGCAUCUAGUUGGGUCUCUGCAAGUAAAUCUCAUCUAAUAAUUCUUGAAUGUUAAAGUAAUCAAAAGUGGUAGUGAACGUCCCAUUAUCUAUCUUGGAAAGGUUCAAAAUUCCUCAAUUAGAGAUAGAAGCAAGAUGGAUGAAGUCUUUCCACUCCUCAAGAACUGAUGGAAAAUACCAGUAUGCUGCUACUUCUCUUCAGAUUCAAGUUCUUUCUUCGCUAAUUUUGGUUCUAAGACAUUAAUUAUAGUAUUUAAGCUAUCACUGAUUAAUUCAUUAGAAUUGAUCAUUUCAUUCA
Messenger RNA from Moneuplotes crassus, 969 nucleotides. NCBI's taxonomy places the organism in Eukaryota, Ciliophora, Spirotrichea, Euplotida, Euplotidae. The record is from the annotation of a GenBank genome assembly.